This is a messenger RNA of Anolis carolinensis (green anole), 5276 nucleotides long. RefSeq names its product zinc finger and BTB domain containing 45 (gene zbtb45). The record is from RefSeq and is a predicted model, not a curated record. NCBI's taxonomy places the organism in Eukaryota, Metazoa, Chordata, Lepidosauria, Squamata, Anolidae. The coding region runs from base 420 to 2519 and encodes 699 amino acids. Gene Ontology annotation, biological process: regulation of transcription by RNA polymerase II. Gene Ontology annotation, molecular function: DNA-binding transcription factor activity, RNA polymerase II-specific; RNA polymerase II cis-regulatory region sequence-specific DNA binding; protein binding. The transcript has 3 exons.
AGAAAUCCGAAAUCCUCCCAAAUCCAAAAUGGCUGGGAUUGUAAGACUUUUGUUUUCCAGUGGUUUGCUGGACACAAACUUUGUUUCAUGUACAGGACUAUUUAAAAUAUUGUGAAUGAAAUUACCAUCAGAUUAUGCGGAUGAGAUGUAUAUGAAAUGUAAAUGAAUUCUGCGUUUAGACUUAUACCCUGUCGCCUAUAUAUUUUAAACCACUGAGCUGCUGAACCUGCUGGCAAAAUGAUCAGUGGUUUGAAUCCGGGGAGCAGGGUGAGCUCCUGUCCGGCUGUUAGCCCCAGCUUCUGACAACCUAGCAGUUCGAAAAUAUGCCAAUGAUCGUACUAUAGAAUUCUUCGCAAGAUCUCUCCUUUUUUGAUGUACACUAUUCUUCAGAAGGGUUUGGCCAUAGGACACAGGUUGGCAUGGCUGAAGCUGUCCAUUACAUCCACCUCCAGAACUUCAGCAAGUCUCUCCUAGAGACCCUGAAUGGGCAGAGGCUGGGUGGCCAUUUCUGCGAUGUAACAGUGCAUAUUCAGGAGGCUACUCUUCGUGCCCACCGGUGCGUGCUGGCCGCCGGCAGCCCUUUCUUCCAUGACAAGCUGCUGCUGGGUUACUCGGAGAUCGAGGUGCCACCGGUGGUGCCUAGCCAAGUGGUACGCCAGCUUGUGGAAUUCAUGUACAGCGGCUCACUGGUGGUGGCCCAAUCCGAAGCACUGCAGAUCCUCACAGCGGCCUCCAUCCUCCAGAUCAAGACCGUCAUUGACGAAUGCACCCAGAUCAUCUCUCAGAGCCGCAGCCCUAAGCCCCCCACGGCUCCUCCACCAGUCUCCCUCUCUAUCCCCAGGGUUCUCCCUGCCAAGCCUCAAGAGCAGCUGACCUCCAAAGAGGCCAUUGCCAGUGUCUCACGACCUAGUGACAUCGAGGCCACUCACCUUGAAGCUCCCAAGUUGCUUUGCGCCUCAGAGGUGCGCUAUAAGUUGCGGGACUUGCUCUCUUCCCAACACAGGGAGGCGAGAGGAGCCACUUGCGAGGGGGGCAUCAGUGAUGGGGAAGCUGGAGGGGCUUAUUUGCACCCAGCAGAGGCAACACCCAGCUGCCAUAGCCGCAAGCAGCGUCAGCCGGUAAGGCUCCAGCUGUCUGAAGUAAUGCCUGUCAUCAUCAAGGACGAAGAGGAAGCAGGCAGGGAAAGCAGGGAAGGUGUGGUGGCAACUACUGCCACUUCAGAACCAGAAGGCAAAUUGAGCUGCUUUGCCGAGUGUGGUGGGAGCACUAACUUCCCUGCUGGGUUUCCUGAUGAGACAGAUACAAAGAAUUCUGGGAACACUAGUGGUGCUAACCGGAAGGAGAGCAUCCACAUGGAUUAUGCCACUGCUGAGGGACAGGAUUUUUUUGGGAACCAGGAUGUUUUUUCAGAGUCCUUCAUCCCCUCCUGGCAGGGAGAAGAAAGCAAUGAAGAGGCUACAGCUUCUGUCACCCGAGACAGGGAGAAGUUCCACUCGGAUUGUGGUUUGGAGAUCUCCAACUUGAGAAGCUUGGCAGGGGAGUUCAAGCCAGACUUGGGCGGACCCUCUUCUGCAUUCCCACCACGCAGCACUAACAGUGGUGGGGGGUUGGCCUUUGUCUCUUCACUGGGCAUCCAACGGGAGCUUAAACCCGAAGUCAGCAGUGCCAACGCAGCCACCAGCACCACCAGCAUCUUCCAGUUUCAUCUGCCCCAACCUAGUGGGGUGGCUCAGAGUUUCUACAGUAUCCAGCAGCAACCACAGCAGCAGGAUGCAGGUGGCACUAACAUGGUGCAGCUUGGCCCCAGCAAUAUGGGCUCGGGCGCCAUGCACGGCGGAGAGCAGCAGAAUCAACAGCCAGGUCCCUCACGGUGCUCUGAGCCUUCUUACCAAUGCAGCCAUUGCCAGAAAACCUUCAGCUCCCGCAAAAACUACACCAAGCAUAUGUUCAUCCAUUCCGGUGAGAAGCCCCACCAGUGCAGCAUCUGCUGGCGCUCAUUUUCCCUGAGGGACUACCUGCUCAAGCAUAUGGUGACCCAUACAGGGGUGCGUGCCUUCCAGUGCUCUAUUUGUUGCAAGCGCUUCACUCAAAAGAGUUCCCUCAAUGUCCACAUGCGCACCCACCGCCCCGAACGCUUCCAGUGCUGCAUCUGCAACAAGUACUUCUCCCACCGCACGUUGCUGGAGCGCCACAUGACCACCCAUACUGCCUGGAAAGGUGGGCAGCCCGAGGCCCCAGGCGCCAUGGCACCAACCACUUCUUCUACUGACUGGAAGGAGAAGCCUAAUGUUGCUGGCACUGUGCCGGCCAUCGAAGGCAAUGUUGCUGGCACCACUACAGCAUGGAAGACUGGAGAGCCAUCAGCUGAGAGUGCCAUUGUUGCUUGGAAAGCUGGGGAUCCAGCUCCUGGGGAUGGCAACCUAGUGGGUUGGAAGGGGGAGACGACAGGAGAAGGGUCGGUUGCAGCCUGGAAAGGGGAUCCAGCUUCAGAGGCGUCCAUGCAGCCUCACACAGCAUAGGACAUUGGGCAAUAAGAGGCUGUGAUGUAUUUGACAAAAGUGGUGUGGCAGCCUGCAGUCCAGCCUGGAAUUGUUCCACCGCAGUGUUUUGUGGCUUGGAACACUAUUUUAUCCAGGAUGUCUACUCCUAUGGGGCAGAUAUUUGAGUCUCCUUGUGGAGAGAAAAACAGGAUAUAAAUAAACAUAAUAAUAAAAUAAUAAUAUUUCAGGAGCUGAUGCGUAAGUGAGGCAACCUGUAGGUUCAAAUGUGGAGCAUGGAAGUGUCAUGUGUCUGGGAUAUAUUAAAUCAAGAGUUUUGGGCUGAGGAUCGGGGGCAUAGCUGCCUUUGCUGUGAUGUUUGCAACAGCAUCCCUAGCCUGCCUGACAUUUAGUGGUAGAACAUGCUUUGCUUGGAUAAAGUCACAGAUUCGACUGUUUGCCUUUCCAUCUGAAGGAUCCUCCAUUAAUGCUAAACUGAGAAGGAACUUUUUAUGAGUCAUUGGGGAGUUUUGAACAAUGCUGGGUAUAUGAACCAGUGGUCCAACAUGGAUAAUAGCCACAGUACAAGUAUACACAACUUGCUGGGAGGAACCAACUGGAGAAAUCUGUUACUUUGAUGGCCUUGUCCCCAGUGGCAUCUGGCUGAUCUCUUUAGGAAAGUUCAUUCAAACUAUGAUCGAACAGAGCUGCUCUUGGGUUCAGUAACAAGAAACUGGAAAUGCACAUUCUUUACUGCCAUAUUGAAAAAUAAUCAAGUGGGCAGCCUUGGGUAUAUUCUUAUAAUCUCUGGCAGCUUUCCCAGAGACUGUCGGCCUCUAGCUGUGUUGGACUUCAACUCCCAAUACAUGUUACCUGGGAAAACUGGCUUAAUAGUAUUACGGUUAGUUUAUGAGGCUUCUGAAAAAGGGGUGAGGUGGUGGACCUUAAUGGUGCUGUCCGAGCCUUUUCCUGCUAUUUAACCAUUCUCUACAGGAAAUAAAACAGUAUGUGUUUGUAUUCCUUAACUACGGAAAUAUAUGGCAUUCAGUGGAAUUUUGGAGGAUGAUCAUAACUCUAUCUAUUUGUAUUACAUGCGGUUUAUUUCAGAUUCAACCUCUGGUAAUAAGAAUCUUUGGUAACAUGUUGUAUGAAAGAUGUCUCCUUGAUGGAGAGCCUCUGAUAGUCACAACAGCUUGAAAGGGUUACUUUUUAGGACUGUGCCUUCAAGUUGCCUAUGUAUUUAUAGUGACUCCAUACAUUUCAUUGGGUUUUCUUAAGGGAAGGAAUACAUGGAGGUAUUUUUCACAGUUUCUUUAUCUGGCAUAUAGCUUACAGGACCUGGUAUUCAGUGGCAGUCUACAACUUCCAUAAUAUCUCAUCCAGAAAAGGACACCCUCCAUGGUGGCUGGCGCAUUCUGGGAAUUACUGGACCAAACAAAAGUUAAUUUUUCCAAAUUCUUCGGCAUAAACAAUACUGAAUUGGAUGCACAAUCAGUGUGACAUGAUAUGCCAUUCCUAGAAUCAUAGAAUCAUAGAGCUGGAAGAGACCUCAUGGGCCAUCCAGUCCAACACCCUGCCAAGAAGCAGGAAAUCGCAUUCAAAGCACCCCCAACAGAUGGCCAUCCAGCCUCUGCUUAAAAGCCUCCAAAGAAGGAGCCUCCACCACAGUCCGGGGGAGACAGUUCCACUGCCAAACAGCCCUCACAGUGAGGAAGUUCUUCCUGAUGUUCAGGUGGAAUUUCCUUUUCUGUAGUUUGAAGCCAUUGUUCCGCGUCCUAGUCUGCAGGGCAGCAGAAAACAAGCUUGCUCCCUCCUCCCUAUGAUUUCCCCUCACAUAUUUAUACAUGGCUAUCAUGUCUCCUCUCAGCCUUCUCUUCUGCAGUUAAAACAUACCCAGCUGUUUAAGCCGCUCCUCAUAGGGCUUGUUCUCCAGACCCUUGAUCAUUUUAGUCACCCUCCUCUGGACACUUUCCAGCCCAGAAUUGGACACAGUGUGAUUCCAGGUGUGGUCUGACCAAGGCAGAAUAGAGGGGUAGUAUGACUUCCCUGGAUCUAGACACUAGAUUCCUAUUGAUGCAGGCCAAAAUUUCGUUGGCCUUUUUAGCUGCCGCAUCACAUUUUUGGCUCAUGUUUAACUUGUUGUCCAUGAGGACUCUAAGGUCUUUUUCACACAUACUGCUGUUGAUCCCAUGAAUCAUGGUUUCAUUCAAUAACCAAAGGCUUGAUACAGAUUCCCGAUAGGUGACCAGAUCUGUAGUAGAGCUGAGGAAAUGUACAAUCGUUAUUAUGAAACACUACAUAUGACAAAUGGCACAUGAUAGAAUUUUAUAAUUUUGUGAUUCUACACAAACAAUUGUUGGGUUUUGUCUGGAGAAGUUAGUUUCUUUGUGCUAUCAUGCCCAAAAGCCUCCAACCAACAUUGAAACCAUGGUCCAAUGAAAGUAACUUUUCCAGGUUCUGGACUGGUCAGCUACUUAACUGUUCUUUUCCUCAUUCCAGGCUAUUGUUUAUUCCAGGGAUGGGAAUCAUGCGACCAGGCUGCAAGUUUCAGGAGAUAGCAAUGAUAAAAAAUGUUGGGAGUUGGAGCCCAAGAAUAUCUGACAGACGGCAUGAUUCCAGUCCUUGGAUUUUAGAAACAUGAUUCCCACCCUUUUAUAGGAACAGUACAUCCCCAAGAUAGAACUGGGUGUGCUUUUGACUGUGCUUCUGCCUGGUACAUUUUAUAAGUGGAUGUAAUAUUUUUUGGUCUUGCCAAUCCUUGACCACAACAUAAAAUAAAAUUGUAAUUGUACUUAUUAA